UCUCUCUCUCUCUCUCUCUCUCUCUCCUGUAGUCAUCUUGUCAUUUUAGAUUCUUUUUACCUUUAAUUUGGUAUCUAGACCAUUUUAAUUCCUUGGCUUUAUCUCGGUUUCAUUUAGAUCUUAGCUUCCAUCACAUCUCCUCAACCCCAUCUCCCUCUCCUUGUCAUGCGACGACACAAAGUCCCGGUGAUGGUGAUGGUUGUGGUGACCGCAGGGACCUUUACUUUGGUGCUUCUUUCUCCUCCUCGUCCCUCCGCCCCUGCCCACGCCGUGUUGCUGCCCCAAGAGCCUCCAGCCCCAUCUCGGCGCCACGUCCCGCACUGCCAGGCCAUGUUUACUGUCAAUAAGAGUUCCCCGGACACUUGGUGGGACUCGGACGUGCCGUAUGAAGAAUUAGCGAGUCGUCUUCCCCUUCUCCUGGGUGACAUAAAGUCGGAGGGCUCACCGGAAAACAAGUCAGCGCCACUGUUCCUCGGCACUCGGCUGGAGUUGAUGGGGGGUACCGUGCCCUAUAUUCCUUGUCUGGUGCAGGAGUAUCGGGUGAAGGAUGCAGGUCGCUGCGUGGCGGUGCGGGCGGCAAAGGGCGCCUCCACCUGGAUUGCCUUCGUCGGAGAUUCGAAUCAGCGACAGAAGAUUCACUCCUUCCUUGACUUCCUGCCGCCGGACCUCGCCUAUUCCUUCUAUUUGGGGGAUAAACAAGUGAGCCUCCAGGUGUUCACGGACGCCGUCUCCCACCACAAGAAACGUCCGCCAGUGUUUGAAAUUGUUGGUCGACCACUACCACCACCACCUACUUCUACGUCUACUCCUCCUCCUCCUCUCUACCCUACGAGAUCGUUAGGCCACCGCUACAGUAUCUCUCCGUCUGGGGGAGAUGAAGUGCUACGAUAUAAAAAUGACAGCAACGGAGGACAGAAGGAAUCUCAUGCUUCUCAGGUGACGCUACUUGAAGGGAAAUCACAGCCACAAGAACCAUAUGUUUUCAGAGUGACAGUGUUGUGGUAUCCUGGAACAAACGAUGCUGUUCAGUCAUCCUCCUUCUCCCGCAAGUUAGUAGUGGCAAGACUGCAGGAGUGGCUGAAUAUGAACACCCUUCCCGCUGCAGUAGUUGUUGGGUUCGGCACGUGGAUGCUGGCCGAUCGCAAGUCCACGGAUGAGCUGUGGCCCUUUACAGAGCUGGAGGAAGCUGCUCUUGCCCUGGAGGACACCCUCACUCGCCUCGCUGUCAGGACCUCUCUGCUUUAUUGGGUGCAGAGUAGAUACCGCUGGUUCAACACAGGUGGUCAUGGACCAUCGGCGGACAUGAAGGAGGGGAAGUUCAAGUAUUGGGACACGUUUAUGUAUCUCAACCAGUUCCAUGACUCCUUGCCUCUGCUAGACACCUGGCUGUGGCGCAUAAUGAAGAAAACGGGUGCCUGGCUCUGGGAUUCCACUCUGCCCUUCAACCUUGCCAACCUGCGGGAAUGUCAGCAGCUUAGCAAGGCCAAGAUGUACUACCAUCCUCUUUACACAGGUCGGUGGUGGAACUGUUUUGACGUACAUCAUGCCUCUUAUGAGACCAACAGUGUAGAGAUACAGAUGCUGCUGAACCUGCUGUGUAAUGCCCACCUCAACACCCCUGCCCACUACUGCUGCUCCACAUGACACAUCUCAUCCUCUGCCUUCCAAUCAUCAUCCAGGAGCUGUACUGUCGCAGUUCAAGAUGGAUGAGCCACUAUCAUGCCUGCCCCACAUCACUGCCAGCCAACUCUGACUCGAAGAUAUAACACAGGACCUGGAGUGAGAACGGGCAGAAGACCAAGAUCAGAAACAAGAUAAAUUUUUUGAGGUGCUGUUCUCUUUCCACAUCAGUGAUCUUGACCCGCAAUUCUUUGAUGAGAUUGGUGUGAUACUUCAAUUGUGGGUUGGAAGAGAUAAGCUUUGUUACUCCAGCCUAAGCAAGUAGCUCCUCCAUCUUCAUCAUAUGUUCUCUUGAAAAUACAGACAUGGUACAAAUGUCAAGAGAACACAUGGUGAAGAUGGAGGAGCUACUUGCUCAGACAGGAGUAACAUAAUUCUGGAACUCAGACUGGAGUAAUAAAAUGGCACAAAUGUCAUGUAGGGCUGUGUGCAGUACCCAAGUCAGCAAGUUUAUCUCUUCCUGCAUCACUUUCUUCCAACUCAGAACAAUCAUUACCUGUAUGCUCUAUUACCUGUCUAAGCUCAACCACUUCAGCAGCUUGAGGAUCCCUGUUAAUGAAGGGUUUGUUUUUAAAACUAGUGAGCAUGGUCAGUGUAGCAGAGAGUACUCUGGGGACUCCUUCAGGUUACUAUCAACAGGCGACACAUACUGCCAUUAUUGUGUGGGAGUUGCUUCCAUGGAAGUUUUGCAGUAAUCUAGUCAGUUUGGAAUCUCUAUGGAGAAUUAGAAAUUUCUGUCUCUUUCUCCACAAAUGGCUGAAACAAUAAUUAAUGCCAAGAGCCAGAAUGUUUACAUUCACUGUCUCAAACAACUCUCUUGUGGCACCAGUCAUCUUGACAUGGUCACACCAGCCAGAUGCAUCAUGUGAAAUUUGGCAGAUGCAACACUUCCUCCUCUUUGUUCAACAUGCAUGGAGUAUGGAGAUUGUAUGUGAUCUGCUUGAGUGAGCAUCCAUGGCAGCAGCCUCUGCAGCCUGAUUUACAGCACCCUCUAAACAUUUCAUGGUCUCUUGCAUAUAGUGGCAUGUACCUCAGUGACACCAACAAUCUUAUUUAUCCCUCCUCUUGGAUCCUCUCAGAUGUCAGCAGAUUCUUCAUCACUUUUGGUACUAAGAUCAAGGGAAAGUCUCGUGACUAUCCCUUGAUCUAUGAGACUAUUUCCACCUGGGACCAACAGGGCCGAGAUAGUAUAGUUAGAAGUUUCCAGAUGUAACUCAAUAAAAUAUAUUUAACCAA
Molecule: messenger RNA, 2916 nt
Organism: Scylla paramamosain (green mud crab)
Lineage: Eukaryota; Metazoa; Arthropoda; Malacostraca; Decapoda; Portunidae
Exons: 10
Coding region: 166-1644 (492 amino acids)
Source: RefSeq, a predicted model, not a curated record